This is a messenger RNA of Dibothriocephalus latus, 270 nucleotides long. NCBI's taxonomy places the organism in Eukaryota, Metazoa, Platyhelminthes, Cestoda, Diphyllobothriidea, Diphyllobothriidae. The record is from the annotation of a GenBank genome assembly.
AUGGUGGCCUCUGGUCUUCCUAUCCGCAAUGGCAAUCUGCACGCAGGCGAGAUUGCAACCAUGGCCCUAGAGCUGCUCAGUCUCAGCGCUGCCAUGGUAAUUCGACACCUGCCUGAUGUGCCCAUCCUCCUGCGCAUCGGCAUCCACUCGGGGGCAUGCGUGGCUGGUGUCGUUGGAUUAAAAAUGCCACGUUAUUGCCUCUUUGGGGAUACGGUGAAUACCGCGUCCAGAAUGGAAUCCUCAAGUGAAGGUAAGAGCUCAGUGGUGUAA